This is a messenger RNA of Emericellopsis atlantica, 2761 nucleotides long. RefSeq names its product putative transcription initiation factor TFIID 100Kda. Gene Ontology annotation, cellular component: transcription factor TFIID complex. The transcript has 4 exons. Gene Ontology annotation, molecular function: RNA polymerase II general transcription initiation factor activity; protein binding. NCBI's taxonomy places the organism in Eukaryota, Fungi, Ascomycota, Sordariomycetes, Hypocreales, Bionectriaceae. Gene Ontology annotation, biological process: transcription initiation at RNA polymerase II promoter. The record is from RefSeq and is a predicted model, not a curated record. Bases 352 to 2601 code for a protein of 749 amino acids.
GUCUAGUUGACCGUCUUGCGGUUAUGCCUCGGCUAAAGGGUACGACGCGACAAGCACCGCGCCUUCAUCCGAACUUGGCUUCACUCAGGAUCACAUCCCUUCACCAUCACGACACAUUGCGAAAAUCACAGUAAAACGCCUACGAGGAACGAACGUGGCAGCAUCAGCCAUCUGUUAGACUCUGUAAUUUGCUCAUCGCCAGUAGCACUCCGGCGCCUCCGACGUCUCCAUUUGCGACACCUCAUGAGCCGCGCCUGCACUCAAUGAGCCUGGGCGCUGCUUCCCUUGCUUGAGCCGGCCGUGGAGGAAAGGGCACCCGCGAGAAUUUGAGCAUAAACUCCUGCCAUCGAAAUGUCCGGAAAUCCUCCGCCUCCAACCCCUGGUGGGAACUUUGGCGGCGCACCGCCGGUCACAUCGCCAGCACCAGCCACCGCUGGAGGGGCCGCUGGUUCAGGGUCUACCAUGUCGAAUCAAAACCUUAAUCAAAUAGUCACCGACUACCUCCUCAAAAGGGGGUUCAAUAGAACCGAGGAGAUCUUCCGACAAGAAUCGAAGCACCUCGGCGCAGAUGGCAAACCCCUUCAGCAGUUGGCCAACAUGGGGCCCAAGAAGUAUGCCAAGGCUUUCAACUUGUUGUAUGACUGGGUCGAGAACAACUUGGACAUCUACAAGUUUGAAUUGUCAAAACUACUCUGGCCCAUCUUUGUCUACUCCUUCAUCGAGCUCGUGAACCAUGGCUACGGAGAUGACGCAAAGAGAUUCCUCACAGACUUGAGUCAUCACUUCCAGCACAGCCAUAGCGAUGAUCUCAAUACCUUCCAAACGAUCACAUUACCACAGCAUAUCAACGAAAAUGCGACAGCCAAGCUGUACAAGGACAACCGCUACCGCAUACCGCUCAACCAGCAUGCUACUGGCGAUCUGUUCAAUUUUCUCGAGCGCGAAUCGGAGCAGGGUGGCUCCGUCAUUCGCCAGCUUCUCGUGACAUACUGUCAGAUCGACUCGACGGCGCGGGGACCCGUGACGCCCUUCAGCUUUGAAGCGGUGUUCCGCAAGACGAGGAAUAUCGACCUUGAUGAUGUGGACAAAAACGAAGGCAUCCCAGGCGUCAACAUCGGCCUGUCAAACCGCGACGUACUGGACCCAGCGGCACCAUUAGCUCUUGGUCCACUGCCCAUGGACACAGACUUGAAGGAGGAUGUGCGCGCUGAAAUCCAAGAUGAGGAGGCACGCAACCCGCCUCAGGAUGGUCGGCCCAGUAUGCUCGAGGAAUUUGACCAAAGAAUUAAGCGUGAAGAGAGCGCCGAUGUGCCUAACAGGACGGAGCUGCCCCUUCCGCCGUCACGCCCACGGGACAUUGCCUUGGAGAUGUCGAAGCUGAAGGAAAACCGCGAUCGCUUCAAGAUUGAAGGGCGAACAGGGGGUGCUGGCAUUCCUGUGAGCGCCUGUAUCUUUACCUACCAUAACACACUGAACACGGUUUCUAGCAUGGACUUUUCCGACGAUGGCACCAUGGCGGCUGCCGGCACGACUGAGUCGUAUAUCCGCGUUUGGUCUCUGGACGGCAAGGCGUUGCCCUCCUCAAAUCCUUACGAUAAGGACCAAAAGUUCAACAGCCGCAAACUCGUCGGACACUCCGCCCCCGUGUAUGAUGUGCACUUCUCGGACUCCGCGUCAGGUCCCCCCACCAGAUUGUUUGGCGAAGAGGGCAAGAAGAAUCCCGCACUGGACACCCGAGCGAAGCUACUCAUCUCGUGCUCGGCCGACGGUCAGAUCCGACUAUGGUCCCUAGAAUCGUGGACGUGUCUCUGUCUAUAUAAGUCUCACGACGGCCCUGUAUUCAGGACGCAAUGGGGGCCUCAUGGUCACUACUUCCUCAGUGGUGGCUACGAUAAGGCCGUCCGUGUAUGGAUGCAGGACCACGCCUCACCCCAGAGACUGCUCGUGGGCCACGAUACGGCCAUCUCUUCCAUUGCUUGGCAUCCGAAUGGCUUGUACGUCUUUUCGGCCUCGGAUGAAACCGACAAAUCCAUUCGCAUGUGGUCAGUCGUCACGGGUCAAUGCGUGCGUGUGUUCAGUGGCCAUAAUGACUAUGUCACGGCACUCGAGUGCGCGCCAAAUGGCAAGCUCCUUGCCAGCGCUGACACCGCUGGAAACAUCAUGUUCUGGGAUCUGAGCAACGGCAAGCGCAUCAAGCGGUCAAGAGGUCACGGCAAGGGCGGUAUUUGGUCCCUGAGCUUCAGCAUGGAGUCUAACGUGCUUGCAUCUGGAGGCCAGGACUGCACCGUUCGUCUCUGGGAUGUCGAGCUACCGACCGACCCUCAGAAGGCCGCGCAACAGCAUGGGCUCGAUAGCCUCACUGCGAACACCGACCUCAAUGCUGCCAACGACCCCGCUCGCAUCGGGGGCGGGACAGGUGGCCCCUCGACGUCUGCCGCCACCACUGGUGCUGGCGCGCCUUCCAAGAAGAAGGGCAAGGAGGUCAUGGUCACGCCCGACCAGAUCAGUGCAUUCCCUACGAAGAAGACCCCCGUCAUGAAGGUGAAGUUUACGCGGAUGAACUUGGUCAUCGUUGGCGGCUGCUACGAUCCCGAGCGUUAGGAGCCUGGGCGUAAGCCGGAGUAACCUUAGUUGGAUGGAAAAGGGUACAGCGGAGAUGGGGACAUUUGCCCUUUGGCGUAUUUAAUUGAUGGUACAGGGCUCUCGUAAUGUAAUAUGACGAUGCCAUUCUGGAAACAUGAAAAUCCAUGAGAUGUGCUGG